Molecule: messenger RNA, 1020 nt
Organism: Dichotomopilus funicola
Lineage: Eukaryota; Fungi; Ascomycota; Sordariomycetes; Sordariales; Chaetomiaceae
Exons: 1
Coding region: 1-1020 (339 amino acids)
Source: RefSeq, a predicted model, not a curated record
AUGCCGCUUCUCCAAUUACCGCCCGAGAUUCUCCUUCACAUCCUCCGCUACCUCGGCUCUCAAUUUUUCGCUCAUGAUACGCGACGCUUAACGAUUUCCCGGGGCUGGUACCACUUAGCAUGGACAGUCUUUCUUCGAGACGUGCGCCUCACGCCUGAAUCACUGGAGACAUUUACUCAAAACGACUUAAUCCUCCAACGAAGUUCCCCGCACAUGGUUAGCGUAGACAUCAGUCUGCCUUUGCGUCCUAAACGGGACCUUUCCCCGUCGCCGCCAGCGGAUGACGACGAAAUUGACGGCCCUUUUCUCCACCUGGAUUCCUCCUUGGCCAAAUUCGCUACCAUUCUACCGGGAUGUUCAGGCAUUCGAUCGCUCAACAUUCACACUCACGUCUAUAUCUCUCCCGAACACUUUGGAAACGUGGCAUCCCUGAACGCCCUACGCGUGACUAACCUUCUUUCUCCGCCACAUCUCACAUCCCUGGAUCUUGAUACCGCUGCCUGCCGCCUGGAAUCACAACCCGACAGCAACGUUCACGUUUGCAACGUCAUAAGUGCCUUACUUCCUUCUUUGCGGCGUCUACGCUGCAGAAUGGAACACAUCUGUGAAGAGAUCUUGCAACUUCCAUCGGCCGGCUCAGCUACCCUCGAGGAAGUUAUUAUUAACAUGAGCAUAUUCCGAUACCACGACGACGACAUCAUCGCGUCUCGAUUUUCAAAAUCGUGCGGCGCUGCUGUGAGAGCCGUUACGAGCCUAAGAAUUGCCCUAGAAACCCAGGCAGUAACGUUAGCCGCUCGGAUCCCGAAUCCUCGAAUGGUGAGAAUUAUCUCACAUAAGGGGCCCUUCCUUGAGGUCUAUGCCUUUGACGCAAUUACGAAGACACGGCUUCAAUUGGAAAAUAAUCUGGAGUGGGAUGCAGACGGGGAACUGCUAGACGAGGGCAAUGAGACCGAGGACAGCGAGAGUGACCUGUUUGCGGAUGACUCUCCAAUCGAACCUGUGUUUAACCCCUAUUCUUGA